ACCAGGGCCAGGACCAAAAACAAAGCAUUCAGGAUUAAAGACACACAUGUGGAAAAGAGGCAUUCGGACGACACAGAAACUUCUGCCAGCACGGCAUUCACAGAUUCAGUCUUGCUGCCAUUACCAUAAACCCAGGCAACAACAACAAAAGACUCUUCGUCCAUUCUCUCCGGAGCUUGCCUCCGUUUCUGUACGAUAUGCAUGGAACUGGACCAAGAUCAAAGCUGAUCCCAAAAACCCGUUUUUUGCACAGCGCAGUACUAGGAACACGCCACAUACCGCCGUCAUCCUUCUACGCAAGGCUGAAAUCCCCAUGUUACAGAUCAAACCUCCUGUCUUUAUCCCAUCAACAAGUGAACAAGCACUCUCUCAACACUCUGUUGUUCAUGUCAGAUUUCAAUACGGAACCAUCCCCCAUAGCAUCUAAUGUCCUCGCCUGCUCCUCUACAGGAUUGAUUCAUUACAUCCAGAUCGCCAAUCAACAUCUAUCACUCAUUCUCCCUACUUAUAAUAUCACUAAUGGCGGGCGCAACCCAGAUCUAAUACCCCCGCUUUUGAAAACAUUUUUGGAAUCUGUCACAUACACUAAGCUCGGAUAUGGAGCCUAUGAAGAUGCUAUGCGCGUCAAGGAUCAGUAUGGAAUCACUUGUAAAAAUGUCCUUGAUAUCCAUUGGAUGGCAAAAGUGAUAGGAGUGGGUUCUAUCAAUGUCGGAAUGUUACAUGACGUGUUUAGUGAACCUCAUGACAUCUAUUUACCUGGAAGAAUUAAUUCAAAUGGACAAGUCUCCCAGUCAGAACAAAAAGAGCCGGGAACAUUAAUUGAUCCAAGAAGAUGGGAUUGGGAAUCUCACGGAAGUAUUGAACUCUCACGCGAGCUGAUCCGAUGUAUUGCACAGGAUGCGUUUACAAGCUUACGAAUGUACGAUAACAUUCUCGUACAAAAGUUCAGGCAUGGAUACCAGCCACUAUUGACUGACCCUAUUCAAAUGACGACUGAUGCUAAAAAGUUUUUGCUGACCAGUGUUCCCCGUGGAACGGUAUGUUCUUAUUCCUGUAAGAUCUCUGCAUCAUCUUUUGAAAGGACCCUUUAUGAAGCCUAAUAUGGACGUGGUUGAUCGUGAUGCUCUGGCGCUG
Lobosporangium transversale is the source of this 1134-nucleotide messenger RNA. RefSeq lists its product as hypothetical. The record is from RefSeq and is a predicted model, not a curated record. The transcript is spliced from 3 exons. NCBI's taxonomy places the organism in Eukaryota, Fungi, Mortierellomycota, Mortierellomycetes, Mortierellales, Mortierellaceae. The coding region runs from base 198 to 1100 and encodes 300 amino acids. Gene Ontology annotation, molecular function: nucleic acid binding.